AUGAUUGAACAACAGAAGCGCAAGGGUCCAGAGUUGCCGCUGGUUCCAGUCAAGAGACCGCGGCAUGAGUUGCUGUUGGGAGCGGCGGGGUCGGGCCCCGGAGCGGGACAGCAGCAGGCGGCGCCGGGGGCCUUGCUGCAAGCGGGGCCUCCAAGGUGUUCCUCCCUUCAAGCCCCAAUCAUGCUUCUCUCAGGACAUGAAGGCGAAGUGUACUGCUGCAAGUUUCACCCCAAUGGAUCCACCUUGGCAUCUGCAGGAUUCGACCGGCUGAUAUUGUUGUGGAAUGUCUAUGGUGACUGUGAUAACUAUGCAACAUUGAAGGGACACAGUGGAGCAGUGAUGGAACUGCAUUAUAACACAGAUGGCAGUAUGCUCUUCUCAGCAUCCACAGAUAAAACUGUGGCAGUGUGGGAUAGUGAAACAGGUGAGAGAGUUAAAAGGCUGAAGGGACAUACUUCCUUUGUGAAUUCCUGUUAUCCGGCCAGGAGGGGCCCCCAGCUUGUCUGCACUGGCAGUGAUGACGGUACAGUUAAGCUUUGGGAUAUCCGGAAGAAAGCAGCCAUCCAGACAUUUCAGAAUACCUACCAGGUGUUGGCUGUGACCUUCAAUGACACAAGCGAUCAGAUUAUUUCUGGUGGGAUAGACAAUGAUAUCAAGGUCUGGGACCUGCGUCAAAACAAGUUGACCUACACCAUGAGAGGCCAUGCAGAUUCAGUGACUGGCCUGAGUUUAAGUUCUGAAGGCUCUUACCUUCUGUCCAAUGCAAUGGACAAUACAGUGCGGGUCUGGGAUGUCCGGCCAUUUGCUCCCAAAGAGAGAUGUGUAAAGAUAUUUCAAGGAAAUGUCCACAACUUCGAAAAGAAUCUUCUGAGAUGUUCUUGGUCACCUGAUGGAAGCAAGAUAGCAGCUGGCUCAGCCGACAGGUUUGUGUAUGUGUGGGAUACCACAAGCAGGAGGAUUUUGUAUAAGCUGCCGGGCCAUGCUGGCUCCAUCAAUGAAGUGGCUUUCCACCCCGACGAGCCCAUCAUUCUCUCAGCAUCCAGUGACAAGAGACUGUAUAUGGGGGAGAUCCAGUGA
This is a messenger RNA of Pipistrellus nathusii (Nathusius's pipistrelle), 1077 nucleotides long. Lineage: Eukaryota; Metazoa; Chordata; Mammalia; Chiroptera; Vespertilionidae. The record is from the annotation of a GenBank genome assembly.